GGCUUCACGAAGGAGGGGUGGACCCCACUCACUCCUCUGGACAACUUCACUGAGUGGGUCAAGUGUGACUUUGACAGUGCCAUUACACCAGAUGAAGCAUCCCUGCUCUUGUACUUCCCUCCCUACACCUAUUAUGCCUUCUUGGGUCCCGAGCCGAAUGCUACGGCUGUGGACUACCUUGUGACUGAUAGGAAGGGGUACUCUUUCGUGACAGAGUGCCUUGCGAGGAACUUCAAGAAGGAUCGUGUUAAGCUCAACUCUGUUGUGACUGCAGUACAUACUGCAGAGGACUGUGUGUGUGCUGCUGUGAAUGGAUCUUCACGAUACUGUGGGAGGUAUGGCAUUAUGACAUUUAGUAUAGGAACGCUCCAUGCAGCAGUUAACAAAGCAGAGAACUCUGUUUGUUUUAAACCACCACUGCCUACCUGGAAACAAGAUGCCAUCAGGAAUGCCACACCAGUCUUCUACGGCAAAGUUCAUCUCCUCUUCAACUCUUCGUUUUGGAAUGUCACCAAGGAAGACCAGCAGGUGCUGGGAUACGUCUCUAACGAGAGGGGCUACUAUGCCUCUUACAUUAUAGACAAAUUAACCCCAAAUGUCAUCACUGUUGAUGUUGCUGAGAAUCUGGCUGUAAGAGUCUCUAACCAGAGUGAGAAAGAGACCAUUGGGGAAGUCAUGACUAUUCUCAGGAAGAUGUUUGGGCCAGAGAUACCGGAUCCAUACAGGGCUGUUGUAUCGAAAUGGAGCACUGAUCCCUUGUUCAGCUGUUCCUACACAGCCUACCGCACAGGAGUCCCAGAAAAUGUCUUUGACCUUCUUCUAAAGCCAGUCAAUGGCAGUCUGUAUUUCGCUGGAGAGAGUAUGAACAGCAGUGACUAUGGCUACACCCACUCUGGCUAUGGCUCUGGUGCCUAUGUGGCACACCAGAUAGCCCACCUCCUGUCACCUUCACACUACCAUCAUAUUGCUGCAGAAAUCAGACACAAAGUUAAAGCGGAUUAAACUUAGGAGCACUAAUGUACUACUGUAUAUACCUCUGUACUGCUCUCAGUUUUUGUUCCUCUCUCUCCAGCUCUACCUUAGCCACACCUCUCUCCUCUGUCACCAUAUCACUGACAGGGAGAAAUAAGAUAUUAUGUCCCAAAUACUCUGCAAUCACCCUCCCCAAAGAUAGCUAAACAGCAAAACUACUCCUAUAGCAAUUAACUUAUCUUUCGAGAGUUACACAUGUGUGGCAGACAAUUGUGAAAUUCGGAAAUUCCCAAUUCCCAAAAAAUUUUAUGUAAGUGUGACAGUGCCUUCCUCAUUGGAUGUAUACACAAGGAAAACCACACAUUUAGAUGACUAAGUAUAUACCUGAGGUAACCCGGUGUGCAGUGGUUACACGAGCACUUACAUGCUAAUUUAAAAAAGGUAUAUAGGGAUGGUAUAAAAAGAAAGGGAGACAAGAUAAGGAUGGGAUACAUGAAGCAUGGUUAACGAAUGAGUAUAUAGCAUGACUCUUUUUGCUGUAAGUCCUGAGUAUUGUAAUGGUGAAUGUUUAAUACUUUACAAUAUAAAUAUAGGGAUCGUGUGAUGGGGUGGGGGUUGUCAGCAUGCUCAAAUAUGUUCAUUAACAAUGCUUCAUGUAUCCCAUCCCUAUCUUCUUGUCCCCCUUUCUUUUAUACCAUCCCUAUAUGCCUCUUUUUUGAUUCGCAGGAUUUUUAAUUUAUUGUCUCCACUCAUUUUCACAUACUAGUAUAUUAUAUGUAUAAUAUCUCUGUGAAAGGGAGA
Messenger RNA from Geodia barretti, 1773 nucleotides. Lineage: Eukaryota; Metazoa; Porifera; Demospongiae; Tetractinellida; Geodiidae. The record is from the annotation of a GenBank genome assembly.